AUGUCCUCCCAGAAUGGGGACAGGCAGCGCUCGAUCCCCGCAUGGAAGACGCUCGGGGUGGGUGGCACUGCUGGACUUGCAUCUUGUGUCUUGCUUCAACCCAUGGACCUGCUCAAGACACGCAUGCAGCAGGAACGAACAGUGGGCCAAGCGCCAUUAUCUGCCAUGAAACGGCUCGUGCGAGCUUACAAGUCGGUGGUUGAUACGUCAGGAUACCGUGGUCUAUGGCGUGGAACAGUACCUACUAUAGCAAGAAAUGUACCUGGAGUGGCAGCAUACUUUUAUACCUUGAAUCAAUUGCGCUGGUUCGUUGCAAAAUGGCAAAUACCCAUGUUAUCUAUCCGUGGCGCUACGAACGCAUCGCUGAGCGGUCAGACAUCGACAAUGGCGCGUCUCUCCAACACAGGUAAUAUUUUAACAGGAGCUAUAACUCGAGUGUCUAUUGGAUUAGUCCUCAAUCCUAUUUCGAUUGUUAAAGCACGCUUUGAAUCAAAUCACUUUACUCAGGACGCAUACCCUACUUUAUGGACUUCUUUUCGCACGCUGUAUAAAGAUGGUGGCUUGAAAGGGCUCUUCCGUGGAUUUUCCGCUACGGCACUGCGAGAUGCACCUUAUGCAGGCUUGUACCUUGCACUUUAUGAACAGCACAAGACAUGGCUAGGCCGUCUCUCACGGACCGGUACAGGCUCAUGGUGGGUUGUAAGCACCAGUGGGCUGUGCGCAGGAACACUGGCGACAAUCCUGACGCACCCGUUCGAUAUUCUCAAAACACGUUUGCAAACAACGCCAGCCCAUUUGUUGCACAGCACUGCCAACGGCCAAAUGAAGCUUAGUCUAUUUGCUACCGCCCGGCAUAUCCUUAGCUCAGAUGGCUGGCAAGCCUUUUGUGAUGGUCUGGGCCUGCGCUGUGCUCGAAAAGCCGCCAGCAGUAUGAUUGGCUGGUCAAUCUUCGAGAUAGGUCAUCGAUGGGUAUCUAUUACUUAG
Messenger RNA from Malassezia restricta, 984 nucleotides. Its product is annotated as solute carrier family 25, member 38. Gene Ontology annotation, molecular function: glycine transmembrane transporter activity. NCBI's taxonomy places the organism in Eukaryota, Fungi, Basidiomycota, Malasseziomycetes, Malasseziales, Malasseziaceae. Gene Ontology annotation, biological process: glycine import into mitochondrion. Gene Ontology annotation, cellular component: mitochondrion. The record is from RefSeq and is a predicted model, not a curated record. Bases 1 to 984 code for a protein of 327 amino acids. The transcript has a single exon.